UUCAAAUAGCAAUGCCUCCCACAACAGGCCAAAACCGCCGUCCCUCCUCCCUCUCUCCGGUUCCGAUGUGGAGGAGGAAAAACCCCACAUCGGUCUUGAAGGCGGUUCUUCCAAAAAAGAAAAAAAAAAAAAACAAAACAAAAGACUUCCUCGUUCUUCUAAAGAAACCAAAAACCAGGCACUCACUCUGAAGAAGAAGAAGCCAUGGUGAGAGGGCCUCUCGCUCUUCAGCUAUGGAUGUCUCUGUGCGUUUUGCUCGUUCUUCCUGCUCGAUGCUUCUACAUCCCUGCUGGCGUUGCGCCUCAGGAUUCUCAAAACGUUCUUUUGGAAAUUGCAAUGGUGCUUCAAGAUUGGGAGCUAAGAGAGGAAGCUAUAUUAGCAGAAAUGGAUGAAGCUCCUGAUGAAGACUUUGAAACUGAGUUUCAAAAUCUUGUUAAUCAGCUUGAUGAUGUUGAACCUAUCGAUGGUAAUGCUCAUGAUGAUACAGUUGAACUUGAAUACCUGGCUCUAUUAAAUCAGCCUGAUGGUGCGGUGGAUCUGCAUCCCAUUUCUAAUGAUCAUCGUGCCCAUUUAGAGGGAAACACUACUGGACAGUAUUGUUGUGAAACCAAAGUGAGGGAAGGUGGAAGAGGAGGUGGCGGCCGAGGGAUUGGUGGUGAGGGCUGUGGAUUUGGUGGAGAUAAUCUGGAUCGUAGCAAUGAUGAGAACACUAAUGAUUUCUCUGGUGGAGGGUACAGCAAACCUGAAGAGGGAGAUAGGGAUGUUUCUGAAAGGCGUGGUUUCUACGGGGGACCUCAUGGUUCCUUGCGUGGUGGCUUUUGCAAUGGAGAGGAUGCAGAAGAGAAGUGUCCUUGGAGGAUAUUCGUCCUUCGCAGUGGCAGUGGAACUGGACAUGGGGAGCUAGAGCCUGGCACUGAAGUUGAGAAAGAUGUUGGUGCUGAGAAGCAGUUGGGAGAGAAUGGAGCUGCUGAUGCCACCAAGGAGAAUCCUGUGGGUGAGCCAGAAGAGAAGGAGCCUGAGGAGAAGGAGAAGACUCUGGAAAAGUAUGAGAAGGUUCUCGAAGAGAAGAGAAAGGCUCUGGCUGCACUGAAGACAGAGGCGAGAAAUGUUGACUUGCACAAAGAGUUGAAGUCAAUGCAGCAGCUCUCUCGCAAGAAGACAAAUGAUGAAAUCUUUAUCAAGCUGGGUUCUGAGAAGGAUAUAAGCAAGGAAGCUGCUGAGAAGGAGGAGAGAGCCAAUAAGUCUGUUAGCAUAAAUGAAUUCCUGAAGCCUGCUGAAGGGGAGGACCAGAUGUUUUAUGGUGGUCGUAAUCGGAGUGGUGGAGGCCAUGGUUCAAGAGGUGGACACAGUGGAGGAGAACAUGGAGGUUACUUGAGCAAUGUGCAAGCACCCUCCAUUACAGAUUCUGGGCACUUCCCAUCCGUUGGUGGCAAAUGAGAGCCCUCAUCUACUUCCAGCUCUGUUCUUAUUUGUUCAUUUGGGGAUUAAUGUGAUAUGAUUAGUGAGUGGCAGGUUAUCCACAGGAAUUAAUAUCAUGUACGAAUGGGUCAUGCAUCAGUUUGAGUUGGAAUAGGGAAUCAUUGCCUUUGAAAUCUAUUUUUAUUGUUUCUGUUAUGUGUAAAUAGGUAUCUGUUAGCAGGUUCUAUGCUGAUUUUUUUUUGUAUGAAUAUGAUCAGUUUAAAAUCUGAAUGUGAAUUCGAGUUUUUGAAAAUUAGGGAGAUU
Rosa chinensis is the source of this 1722-nucleotide messenger RNA. Its product is annotated as RGG repeats nuclear RNA binding protein A. Lineage: Eukaryota; Viridiplantae; Streptophyta; Magnoliopsida; Rosales; Rosaceae. Gene Ontology annotation, cellular component: cytoplasm; nucleus. The coding region runs from base 205 to 1437 and encodes 410 amino acids. The transcript has 9 exons. Gene Ontology annotation, molecular function: RNA binding. The record is from RefSeq and is a predicted model, not a curated record.